Molecule: messenger RNA, 765 nt
Organism: Xylona heveae TC161
Lineage: Eukaryota; Fungi; Ascomycota; Xylonomycetes; Xylonales; Xylonaceae
Product: putative splicing factor 3a subunit 2
Exons: 2
Coding region: 52-765 (237 amino acids)
Biological process (GO): spliceosomal complex assembly
Cellular component (GO): U2 snRNP; nucleus; U2-type prespliceosome
Molecular function (GO): nucleic acid binding; zinc ion binding
Source: RefSeq, a predicted model, not a curated record
CACGAAAUAAAUCUAAUUUCUCCUACAUAAAGUCCUUUUGACUUUAUUGCAAUGGAUUACCAGAAUCGAGCAGGCUCCAAAUUCGGAGGUGGUGGCGUUGCUUCCGCAUCUGCGACAAAUGCUGAUCGGCGAGAACGUCUGCGAAGGCUCGCCCUCGAACACAUUGAUCUGGAGAAAGAUCCUUACUUUUUCAAGAAUCAUCUUGGAUCGUUUGAAUGUAGAUUAUGUCUGACGUCCCACCAAAAUGACGGCUCGUACCUGGCCCACACCCAGGGUCGCAAGCAUCAACAAAACUUGGCGCGACGUGCAGCGCGGGAGCAAAAGGAAGGACGAGGUGACCAGGGACUUGCACCUGGUGCGCUGGCCUCACAGGUCCAGGUUAAGAAGAAUCUGGUGAAGAUCGGACGGCCGGGAUAUAAGAUCACCAAGACGCGCGAUCCUUUGACUCGCCAGAACGGUCUGCUUUUCCAGCUGCACUACCCUGAAAUUACACCCGGCGUCGUUCCAAAAAUACGAUUUAUGUCCGCAUUCGAGCAGGAUGUGGAUACCCCGCCAGACAAGAAUUUCCAGUACCUAUUGGUGGCAGCAGAACCGUAUGAAACUUGCGGUUUCAAACUGCAGGCUCGAGAGAUCGAUCGCAGAGAGGGCAUGUUAUGGGACUGGUUCGAUGAGGAUAGCAAGGAGUUUUGGAUCCAGCUCAUGUUCAAGACGGAAAGAGAAGAGAGAUACAGUGGUGUCCCGGGUCUUGCGCCAAUCAGGAAAUGA